Molecule: messenger RNA, 4686 nt
Organism: Oncorhynchus mykiss (rainbow trout)
Lineage: Eukaryota; Metazoa; Chordata; Actinopteri; Salmoniformes; Salmonidae
Product: proprotein convertase subtilisin/kexin type 5
Biological process (GO): peptide hormone processing
Cellular component (GO): Golgi membrane; trans-Golgi network
Molecular function (GO): serine-type endopeptidase activity
Source: RefSeq, a predicted model, not a curated record
AAUUCAAUUGGUACAUUUCCAUCUCCCACUUGGUUACGAACGCAGCAUUAGCCGUUCUUACUCUUCAGAGUGUCGCUCGUUUUUUUCGCCACUGUAAAGGGAGAAUGAGAACCAACAUCCGAGGUCUGGGUGAAAGGAAUUAACCCAGGGCACUGCAUUCAGACCAUAGAUUCAGCCAUAUUAUCCUCACUGCUGCUACGGAGAAAUAGGCAAACUUCGAACUCUCCAUGCACGCGGAGAACACAGAACAGGACCGUCUAACGGGCUUUUGAGGCAUUUUCGGUCUCCGUUUUUUUCUUUCCUUGCGUGUAGUCUAUGUGGAGCGAACAGUUAUACGAUAAUCUUGCUUGCACUGCCUGCGGCGAGAAGAGAAGUUUGGUUGUUUGCCUAGUCGGAAGGAGGACACACGGGUGGCUCUGGGGGGGGAAAGUAGUGGAAGAUGGUUUGGAACGCCGCUUUGAGAAUAGUAUUGAUGUGCAUCCUGGCGCUCUUGCUCGGUUUUACGUCUGUCCCGUGCAAAGCUCGGAUUUACACCAACCAUUGGGCUGUACGGAUAAACGGGGGACACGACAUCGCUGAUCGGAUAGCGGGCAAAUAUGGCUAUAAGAAUAUGGGACAGAUUGGCGACCUGAAGGACCACUAUCACUUCUUUCACAGCAGGACCAUCAAAAGGUCGACGCUGUCCAGUCGCGGUGGCCACAGCUUCAUCUCGAUGGAGCCCAAGGUGGAGUGGAUUCAGCAGCAGGUGGUGAAGAGGCGGAUCAAGAGGGAUUACAAGGCGGCCCCUCGCCCUCUCUCCAGCCCCGCCCAGACUAGCCCCGCCCAGUCCAUCUUCUUCAACGACGCCAAGUGGAACAGUAUGUGGUACAUCCACUGUAACGAUGACAUCCAUAACUGCCAGUCAGACAUGAACAUAGUGGGGGCGUGGAAGAGGGGCUACACCGGGAAAGACGUGGUGGUCACCAUCCUGGAUGACGGCAUAGAGAGGAACCACCCCGACCUCAUUCAGAACUACGACAAUCAGGCCAGUUAUGAUGUCAACGGGAAUGACAUGGACCCCAUGCCCCGUUACGAUGCCAGCAACGAGAACAAGCAUGGAACACGCUGUGCUGGAGAAGUUGCUGCAUCUGCUAACAACUCCCAUUGCACCGUGGGAAUUGCCUACAACGCACGGAUAGGGGGGGUGCGGAUGCUGGACGGUGAUGUGACAGACAUGGUGGAGGCCAAGUCUCUGAGUCUGCAGCCGCAGCACAUUGACAUCUACAGCGCCAGUUGGGGUCCUGAUGACGACGGCAAGACCGUGGACGGCCCCGCCUCGCUGGCAAGGCAGGCCUUCGAGAACGGCAUCCGCAUGGGAAGGAAGGGGCGUGGCUCCAUCUUUGUGUGGGCGUCAGGGAACGGCGGGCGGAGCCGGGACCACUGCUCCUGUGACGGCUACACCAACAGCAUCUACACUAUCUCCAUCUCCAGCACCGCCGAGAGCGGACGCAAGCCCUGGUACCUGGAGGAGUGCUCCUCCACCCUAACCACCACCUACAGUAGCGGAGAGAACUACGACCGCAAGAUAAUCACCACAGAUCUGCGGCAGCGCUGCACAGACAGCCACACAGGGACCUCUGCGUCUGCUCCUAUGGCAGCUGGGAUCAUCGCACUGGCCCUGGAGGCUAAUCCUCUGUUGUCGUGGAGGGAUGUUCAGCACAUCAUUGUCAAGACGUCUCGAGCUGGCCACCUCAACGCCCCUGACUGGAAGACCAACGCUGCUGGAUACAACGUCAGCCACCUGUAUGGCUUUGGCCUGAUGGACGCAGAGGCUAUGGUGAAGGAGGCGGAGCGAUGGAAGCAGGUCCCCGCCCAGCACAUCUGUGUGGAGAGUGCCGACCGCCAGAUCAGGACGAUCCGCCCAGAGCACCUAGUGCGCUCCGUGUACAAGGCCACCGGCUGCAUCGACAACUUCAACCACCAUGUCAUCUACCUGGAGCAUGUGGUUGUACGCAUCACCAUCACGCACCCACGCCGUGGCGACCUGUCUAUCAACCUCACGUCGCCCUCGGGAACCAAGUCCCAGCUGCUCGCCAACAGGUUGUUUGACCACUCCAUGGAGGGUUUUAAGAACUGGGAGUUUAUGACCACUCACUGCUGGGGGGAGAAGGCGUCUGGGGACUGGAUCCUGGAGAUCCAUGACUCCCCCUCGCAGCUCCGCAGCCAGAAAGUCCCAGGCAAGCUGAAGGAGUGGUCUCUGGUGCUUUAUGGCACCUCUGUGCACCCGUACUCCUCCAUGCGCAGCGACAAGCCCCGCUCGGCCGAGCCCCCUGCAGACGAAGAGUUCACUGAGGAGUACAACGGGCUCUGUGACAGUGAGUGCAACGAGAACGGCUGUGAAGGUCCCGGACCUCACCAGUGCAUCAACUGCCUCCAUUACUUCCUCAAGUUCAAGAACAACACCAGGACGUGCGUGUCGGAGUGCCCCUCCGGGUUUUUCCGCGACGACAGGAAGCGCUGUAAGAAGUGUUCGUCUUUGUGUGAGACAUGUGUUGGUAGUCGUAGCGACCAGUGCUCCACCUGCAGGCCGGGCUUCCACCUUAACGAGGGUUCCAACACCUGCGUGGCCAGCUGUGUGGACGGCUUCUAUCUGGACCACGAUUCCAACAUGUGCAGGAGAUGCAACGAAAUCUGCAAGAAGUGCAUCACGUCUAAUAUCUGCACAGAAUGCAAACCAGGGAUGAGUCUUCAGGGGAAUAGAUGUCAGAUGACCUGUGACCCUGGGACCUACUAUAAUGGCCACAGGAGGACCUGCGUGCCGUGCCACCAAGUGUGUGCCACCUGUGCAGGCACGGGGAUGGAGGCGUGUAUCAAGUGUGCAGAGAGCUACUUAAUGGAGGAGUGGCGUUGUGUGUCCACCUGCAGCGUGGGAUACUACAUGGCAGAGCAGACCUUGGACAAUGGCGACGUCAACAAGUCCUGCAGGAAGUGUGACCACAGCUGCUACUCCUGCACAGGGCCCGGCGAGACGAACUGCAGCACCUGUGUGAACGGCUAUAACCUAGAGGCAGGUGUGUGUGUGGUCAGCACCAUCUGCAAAGAUGCAAAUGAAGAGUCUUGGGCGGAAGGCAGUUUCUGCGUGCUCGUAAAAAAGAACAAUCUGUGCCAGAGGAAAGUGCUGCAGCAACUGUGCUGUAGAACAUGCUCGCUAAAAGGGUGACUGGACAUCCCGCGAAGGGGAUGUGGGGGGGGGGGGGCGGCACCCCUCUGCCCCAGCCUUGCUCACUCAGUUACAUAAUUUAUAAGAAAAUAUGUGCCUCUUAAGGGACUACGUCGGAGGUGUGAUGACAGAACUACAACAAACCUACCUUUUUCCUGUUCUGGGACAUGUGGUCAGGGCGACAGUAGCAACUGGGCCUUACUAAAAAAAAAAUGAAAACAAAUAAUGUGUCGGUAUUUUGUGACCAAAGCAUCGAUGCCAAAAUAAUUGUACCCUUUUCCAGUGUAGGUUGCAGGAGGAACCUUGUGAAUCUGUUUCCCUUCGUGUUCCCCUCCCUCGUCAAGAUUAACGAUGCACAGGUGAAAGCUGAUGAACGUACCAACUUUCGGCUGUGUGUUUGUAAAUAAACUUAAAAGCUCACUCAAUAAUGUGAAAACUGUCUGGGUUAAGUUUGCUAUCUGCCAAGUGAGGAUAGAUGCGCACAUGAACGCACGCGCACGCACACAGCAGGAUUGUGCAAACACUUGAAUUGAUAGUUGCGAAAGUCAUGUCCCCAUUCUACAUGCAGCCAUUGUGUGCCACAGGAAAUAGAGGUUGCUAAACUGUCAUCUAUGUUUCAGGUAGUGUGUGCGUGCAAGAUAUAUUUUUUUUACAGGUACCUUUGACUCACUUCGGUUCAGACAAAUCAUUCCACACUACAUUACAUCAAAUCGGGGUCAUGUUUAUUAGGCACAAAACGUAAGAAAACUGACUUAAACAGGUAGGGACUACCUGAUCUCGUCCAAUAGGAAACACUUGUUUUUUUUUGGUACACUUUGUUUUCAUUGCGUGCCCUAAUGAACAAGACCCAUAUCUUACUGCUACAUGAGACUAUGGGGCCAUUGCACUUUCACAAACAGCAGCACUAUCAGGGCUUUAUUCCACAACAUUGCACGGUUAUGUCAUUGCAUUCAAGCAGAGUUGGUACUGUAUUGACCUUGAUCAUGUAACAAUUUUGAUAUGAUAGAUGUUUUCGGUGGACUUCAUUUAAAUGUUAUUGUAUCCUUGCGAGCUGCCACACAUUCAAGACAUGUCCAUGACACUUUAGCAAACGGCAUGCGUUUCAUCAAGGUCAUGCUCAUUAGGCACCAAACGGAAGAGAACAGAUUGCAUGACGUAUUGAAAUGUUUUCUGUUGCGUGCUCUGAUGAACACGACUCAGGUUGUAAGCGCCCUCUGAGAGUCCAUGACAAUGGUUGGUGCUGCAAAAUGUAACCACGGUCUGUCUCUGUCACAAACAGGCUAUGGGACUCAACUUUGUAGUGGUUGAGAAAGACCUGUUGAUACAUCCUGUUCUAGAAUGAAUACUGAGGUGGAUACAGCACUGUAUUCCAAUAAAGAUUCUUAAUUAUGGGUUUGUACCUUUUUUGAACAAUUACUGUAGUUGUAUUGAUGAUUUAUCUUUUGAUUUGAAAUAAAAAUUGAUUGAUCCCUUUGGAUGAACAAAAA